AGAUUACUUAAUUAAAAGUAAACUCUCUCUGUUCCCAUAAUCAUCAAUCAGCCAACAAUGGUAUCUUCUCUAUCCUUUCAUUCAAUCUCCACCGUCAACGGUGGCCGUUCCACCUUCCGGCGUAAUAACCGCCGUCGAUUCGUAGCAACUGGAGUGAGCUGCAGAGGACAGAAUCCUCCUAGUAACGAGUCGUCUCAGACAACAAGUAAAGGAGAAGGCGUCCCCCCGGAGAAUGUUCUACUCAAAAUCGCUUGGUACGGAUCAGAGCUACUCGGAAUCGCUGCUUCCGCUUUCAGAUCUCCGCCCUCUCCUCCUCCUAAUAAUACAAGGGCUGUCCCUGACUACGAGAUUCCGGUCGAUUGUUCGGGACGAGCCGUUCGUGUUGCUGUCGUGGACUUUAUUAAACAAGACUUCAAGCGGUCGUAUUUCGUGACAGGGGACUUGACGCCGGCGGUUUACGAGGAGAAGUGUGAGUUCGCUGAUCCUGCUGGUUCCUUCAAGGGUCUUGCUCGUUUCAAAAGGAAUUGUACUAACUUCGGAUCUCUCAUUGAGAAAUCCAAUAUGAAGCUCAUGAAAUGGGAGAACUUCGAGGAGAAAGGAGUUGGGCAUUGGAAAUUUAGCUGUGUCAUGUCGUUUCCAUGGAAACCCAUUCUCUCAGCUACUGGAUACACUGAGUAUUACUUCGACGCAGAGUCCGGGAAAAUAUGCAGACAUGUGGAGCAUUGGAAUGUGCCUAAGAUUGCUCUGUUCAAGCAACUACUGAGACCUAGCCGUGGACUUAUGGGGACACAAAACUAGCAGGAGGAGGAGGAUGAUGAAUGUUGCUGAUGUCACUUUUUUUUUAGAUUUUACAUGUUUAGUAAAUAUAUAUUAAAUUCCACUUCUGAAACUAAUAUGGAUUCUGUACUACUGUGCGUUUGUAAUUAAUCUAUUGAGAAGGCAUAUGCAUUUGC
This is a messenger RNA of Raphanus sativus (radish), 953 nucleotides long. RefSeq lists its product as uncharacterized. Bases 58 to 798 code for a protein of 246 amino acids. The transcript is spliced from 5 exons. Lineage: Eukaryota; Viridiplantae; Streptophyta; Magnoliopsida; Brassicales; Brassicaceae. The record is from RefSeq and is a predicted model, not a curated record.